This is a messenger RNA of Mucor mucedo, 1075 nucleotides long. RefSeq lists its product as uncharacterized. Gene Ontology annotation, molecular function: DNA-binding transcription factor activity, RNA polymerase II-specific; RNA polymerase II cis-regulatory region sequence-specific DNA binding. Lineage: Eukaryota; Fungi; Mucoromycota; Mucoromycetes; Mucorales; Mucoraceae. The coding region runs from base 19 to 1005 and encodes 328 amino acids. The transcript has 3 exons. Gene Ontology annotation, cellular component: nucleus. The record is from RefSeq and is a predicted model, not a curated record. Gene Ontology annotation, biological process: regulation of transcription by RNA polymerase II; endoplasmic reticulum unfolded protein response.
UUCUAGUAUAUUAUAAAAAUGUCACAAAAAUGCGACUCAAUACAAUUUCAUGAGGAUCAAGAAGACCUCUUAAUGUCAUAUCUCAAUUCUGACUAUAUGUCUACUGCCCCGCCUUGUUGGUCCCAUCAUCCUCCUACACCUAGUUCCACACCUACCCUUCAAAGUCCUUCAUCCACAGAUAUCCGUCAAACUUUUUUCGAUUCAUCUUGGAAUCAUCACCCUAACACACCCACAGGUGAACCAAUGUUAAAUGAAUACCCGUUUAUAUUACCAGAUCAGCCUAUUGUCCCAUAUCACCCGUAUUCAUUCUUUCACCAACCUGCCUCUCCUCCUUCGUCGUCAUGCUCAUCCGAUACAGAACAAAGAAUUAAGCGGCGUGGGCGUAAGAAGCGCGACUCUUGUACAACCACGACUCCUUUACCUCCUACUGUAAUUGCUCCUGCUGCCGUAAAACUAUUAGCCACAAUUCUACCUGCUCAGCAAGAGAAGAGAUCGAUUGCUAGCUCCUAUGGUAACGUUAAUAAAUUUACGCCAAUAAUUAAGCAAGUGACAGAUGACACUCAGAAAGCAGCUACAAUUGCAAAGAGACAGGAAAGAUUAAUUAAGAAUAGAGCGGCUGCAUUACUUUCUCGUAAAAGAAAGCGAGAGCAUCUAACUGCACUUGAAGAUCAAAAAAAUGGAUUAUCAAAUGAAAAUGAUGAGCUUAAACAAAGGGUAAUACAAUUGGAAAAAGAGAAUAUGGAAUUAAAGAACAGGUUGAAUGUGCAAAGUGAUAAUAAAAGUAUCAUGAUUUUAAUGAUGAUUUUAUUUUCUUUUGCAUAUCUGGUUUCUAAUGCAAUGAGAUUAACAGUAAAUAACACUACAACACCGAAACCUCCAUUUUUUAAAAGUAUAAAUGAUGAUGCUACUAGUUUUCAAUGCUACUCGGAUGAAGAAGAUCAAUUAGUAUUUGGCUUAAAAAAACGUUAUGCUUCUUUAAAAAGAAAAAGAUUUGAAAGAAUAUAGUAUAGCUACAUCAUUUUAUUUGUAUUUCCCAUUUAAUGUACACAACAACAACAACAACAAAAGUCUCAUU